CUCUCUCUCACACACACACACACACACACACUCAGCCCACAGUGCUCUCUCUGUACAGUCGCGUGCUCAGCCUGGAAAGCGUGCACACUUUGUUUUCUUCUCUCUACCAAGUGCGGGAUAAGGCGACGGGAGAAAAUGCUGCCAAAGAGCUCGGUUUUACUCCUCACUCUGUUUAUCUGUUACUUCACUCAGGAAGUUGGCGCCCAGGUGUCUUUAACUAUAAAGGACGUCAUUGAAGUGUAUAAAGGCGAUUCAGUCGUUAUCCCCUGCCAAUACAAUUUUGAGCAGGUUCCCAAAACGGUCACGGUGCAAUGGUUUCUGCGUGGUUCUUCAGGAAGACGAGCGAGGAUCUCUUACAGCGACCUCACCAUGCAGAAGGUGGACGAGAAUACGCCCUACACGGACCGGAUCAGCGUCGCUGCGCUCGCCAAUGGCGAGAGCCUGACUGUCGUGGAUGUCCAACUCAUGGACGAGAGGGACUUUUUUUGCCAGGUCAACGGACUUGCAGCGGGCAUCGCAGAGGGCAGGACCCACCUAAAGGUUUUCAACCCCCCGGAGCUUCCUGUGAUCGAAGCGGUUGAUGUUGGAGUUUCAGUGACAAGUGAAUUACCAUCAAAGAUUGCGACUUGUGAAACCCGAAAAGGCUACCCCAAGCCGAACAUCACCUGGUAUCGCAACCACGAGCCUCUGCACCCCGAAAAUGGCCAGGUGAAUGUGGUUACCCUGGUGACCAAGAACCCCAGCGGGCUGUUCACUGUCGAGAGCGAGCUCCAGUAUAAAGUUGCCAAGGAAGACAGCGAGUCUGUGUUCUCGUGCGAGGUCAGCUAUUACGUUCCUGGCGCUGUCCGAACUGUUGAGUCCAGAGCUGUCAACGUCACCGUGCACUACCCAACAUACAACAUGGAGAUGUGGAGGGAAUUGCCCGAAGGCCUGGUCAAAGAGGGAGACACGGUGGAGAUCCGUUGCCAAGGCGAUGGCAAUCCCCCGCCGACCAUCACUUUCAGUCGAGAUGGUGAUGUAGGUCUGGAAGUUGAAGACAACCUGCUGGUCCUGAAGGAUGUGACACGCAAAGACAGCGGCCUUUACAAGUGCCAAACUCUGGACUCGGUUGACCCUGAUGUAGGAGCGAGCCUGCAGCUUACCGUGAACUACCUUGACCCAGCUGUGGUGGUUCCCAAAGACUCAGAGAUCAUGCUGAAAGGAGAAAGUCUGACAGCCACAUGCAACGCUUUGUCCUCUCAAAAGACGUCCACUGUCUGGUUUAAGGAGGGGGUCGAGAUAAGACGAGGAAACGUGCUGCUGCUGCAGGACGCUACUUUCGAAACUGCCGGACACUAUGAAUGCGAGGUGACCGUUCCCGGCAUCCCAGGCAUGCAUACCAGUGGAUCGGUUCAUAUAAUAGUGCACGGUGUCCCUGAGUUGAAGGAUGUCGAGAGUGAGGUGGCUUUGUUUGAGAAGGUGGGCAAGUGGCUGAACCUGACCUGCGAAGCGCGAGGGUUCCCUCGACCCGUUAUUACUUGGAACGUAACCGGCAGCCCUAAUUCACGUGAGGUUGUAAGGAGAGAGACUGAUGAUGUCGUUCAAAGCAUCAUGACUCUGAAGGUGACCAUGGAUACGGUUGCUACGUGCAGCGCGACAAAUGUGAUGGGUUCGGAGACCAAGAACUUUACCAUCACAAGCAUUCCGCUUAUAACCCCGACAGCGAGGAACACUGCAGUCGAUAACAGCGGCUUGAUAAUCGUAGUCAUAAUCGUCAGCCUUCUUCUCUUGGCCAUCUUGGGCAGCGUCGUGUACUUCCUGUAUAAGAAGGGCAAGCUGCUCUGUGGACGUUCCAGCAAACAAGUGAUCAGCAAAGAGACGACCAACAAAGAUAACAUCGUGGUGGAGAUGAAGGCAGAGAAGAUGCAGAAGACAGAAAAGUCGGUACUACUGAAGGGCGUCAAUGGCAACGGCAAAGCUCCAGACAAUGAGUAAAGUACACCGACCUGCACAAAUGAUGCAAAAAAAAAACAAGGACAGAAGAUGCCACCUGAAGCCCACUCACUGUCCGCUUAUCAACCCAACGAAGACGAGUUACACGGACACGAAUAACAUCUGCUGGAACAGCUGCCUUUCGUAAAAAAAGAAAAAUGUCCAUUUACGAGCUCUGGUGUUCCCGAUUGGCCAUAUUGAACCUAAUCAAGCUCGUUUAGCCAUACCAGUCUUUUCUAUACUUAUUUUUUUUGAGGGGGGCCAAAACACUUUAAUUUUGUUUCUGUUUAAUUCUCAACCACCUGAGGAAUUCAGUGUCACAUUGUUUCAAUGUAUGACCUUUAUAAAACUUGUAUAUAGUAUAUAUAAUAUUUAGCAAGGUUAAGUGGAACCAUAAAACAAAUUGAAAUUCUUCCCUGAUCUAUGGAAUACACCAGUGAGAUAAAAAAUCAAAAAUAUCUGUAGUGUAUUUUCAUUAAAAAAAAAUACACUUUGUCAAACAGUAUUUCUUUAAACACUACAUCAUUACAACAAGUUGGACCAGGCCAAGACAAGUACAAGAAAUAAUCACAUUCCUCGAUAAUCUUUCCUUUUUUUAUUAGGACCGCAUAGUUCUCGUUCGUUUCAUGAUGGUGACCAGAUAGUGACCUCAAAUUCUGCUCGCGUACAGUCUAAUUACGUCCAGUCCUCUUAGCCAAUGAGCAGAGAAGCCGUUUAUCGUACUGACCAAUAAACCCUAGAGCCAGUCGCCACUUUUGAGGUUUGUUUUUCUUCGAUCAAAGAGACUACUGCUUUUGUAAAUAUCGUCACCAGACUAAACUGUAGCUGUGUUUUGACUGCCGAGGGGAUUCACGACGCCCUCUUUUUCUCUGCCUCACGUUGAUCAGCUGCAGCGUCUGAUUGUUCAUGUUUGUCACACUGAGACACUGUUACACUUCUUUUUUUAAGGCAGGUUUUCUAAGUUUUUUUGUGUGUGUGCUUGUUUAAAAGAAAAGGUGAUUUCACGAGUUUGUGUUUCUCUUUUCAAACCAGUUGGAUGAGUCGUGGGAUUUUAUAAGACAGGAUGUUGUGUAUAGGUUUAUUCACCUCCAGCCAGGGUUUGACCUCUUAUACUGGCCUAUAAUACUGUAAGUCUGAAUUGAAUAAGAUUCAUUAUUCAGAUUCUUGUUCCGCUUAUGAUUUGUGGUUAUUUGUUGAAAUCCGAGACUCAUGUCAUUGUUCAUGUUACAAAAUGGUGUUUUAAGACUAAUUUGCCAGCCCUUAAUUGUUAGCUAGUCUAACAAAAAUAGAAAAAUUUCCAAAGCAAUUUAAAUUGUAUGAAAGCAAAAUUGUACCUUUGAUUUUUGGCAAAAAAGUUAUGUAACUGCUAUAUACAGUAUGUGGAUGUCUUCAAAUGUUUAUAAAUUUUUUGGACACCAAUGCAAAGGUCAAAGUUAAUAUAAAGUUAGCACAUGAUUUUUUUUUGGUAAAAAUAUAAACAGUCAUUAAAAAAAGUUUUCCAUCUAUCCAUUGUUGGACGAUUUGUUCAUCUGAUGGAUCACAUGCUUUAUUUUGGCCUCGCAUCCUAUUAUAAUUGGAAUGCACAAAGUUAUAAAUUGGCUCGAAUUGUGUAACUCAAACUUGUCUUAACUCCAGCACACAUUUCACCAAAGUAAAAAGCAAACCGCUAUAAAAACAUGUUUUAAAUUCUCUGAAUACUUUCAACCAAUCAAACAUCCUCGUAGACUACUAAAUUUCGUGACACGGCGUCUCGCGGCUCAUCUGCGCGGCUCGGCGAGACAAGUGUGUAUAUAUAAACCUGUUCAUCCGUGUGGUUCCUUGUUUUUCUAGUAAUGUUCUAGUUCUGCUUAUGUGUGUGUAAAUUAAGAACGUGAUUUGAUGCUUGUGUUUUUUGAUACACUGUAAUUUUUUUUCUUUUCUUUUUUUGCAUAAAACAAUACCAAAUAAAGAUACGUUACACUUUAAAA
Clarias gariepinus (North African catfish) is the source of this 3938-nucleotide messenger RNA. RefSeq names its product melanoma cell adhesion molecule a (gene mcama). Gene Ontology annotation, cellular component: plasma membrane. The transcript has 16 exons. Gene Ontology annotation, biological process: angiogenesis. Bases 136 to 1974 code for a protein of 612 amino acids. NCBI's taxonomy places the organism in Eukaryota, Metazoa, Chordata, Actinopteri, Siluriformes, Clariidae. The record is from RefSeq and is a predicted model, not a curated record.